UCACUUUCAGUCCAAACGAAGGAACGACUUUCCUACCCUAGAAUUCCGGUCCCUGCCAUGGCGGCGGCGGCCGGCCUCCACCAAGACAUUCUCGCCCGUAUCUUCCUCCUCUUGUCGUGCAUCGCGGACUGCGUCAGGGCGUCCACCGUCAACAAGCACUGGCGCAGGGUUGCCCUGCAGAACCCGUCCCAGCUGCCAUGGCUCCUCAGGCCGUCCACCGCCAGGACGGACAGCUAUCGGAUCUUCGGCGGCCUCGACGAUCCGCGCCCGCCCCUCUUCGACCUGGGCCGCGGGCCGCGCUUCUGCGGGUCCGCUCCGGGCGGCUGGUUCGUCAUUUCAUCCCGGCAGCAGCAGUGGCGAGGCCACGGCCUGCUGAACCUCCGCACCGGCGAGCGCGUCGCCCUCCCCGACCGGGUGCGUAUUCCCCUCGACUCCGGCGUCAUCACGUGCCCCAUGAUGAUCCGCGCAGCCGUCAUGUCCGCCGCGCCGCCGUCUGCCGCCUGCUUCGUCGCCGCCAUAACAUCCAGCCAGACCAACAUGGCGUUCUGGCGCCCGGGCAUGGACUGCUGGUUGUCGGCGCCGGUGGGGCCGACCCCGCGAAACGCCCAAGACCUCACUUACCACGACGGAUGGUUCUGCGCCGUCGACUCUGAUGAUGGCCUCGUCUCCUACAAGCCGGAAAUUGGCGCUGAUGGUUCUUCGCUUACUAUUCGACAUCACGACUAUAAAUUAGAUGGUCACCGGACCCAGGCCGCGCUCGGGGAGAUCGUCUCCCGCUACCUCCUGCCAUCCGCCUCCGGUGCCGAUCUGCUGAUGGUGAAAAGGUACGUCGCGCCGGCGAAAGGCGGCACCUGGAAGUUCCAGGUCUACAGGCUGCAGGAGGGACAGCCGGCUUCCUGGGGCUUGUACCAGAUGACUGGGCAGGUGCUCUUCGUCGGCCGGGCCUGUUCCAAGGCCUUCGACAUGGGGCACGCUGGCAACCCGGGCUACAUCUACUUCCUCGACGACGUUUACCCUGGCGGGCCACAUAGUGUCCUCCAGCAGAAUGAGUAUCCAUGCGCCGACACCGGUGGGUGGCGUUACUCAGUCCCCGGCGAGAUUGAGGAUUGCCUGCCAUGGGCGCCCCCCUCGGACACGUCGCCGUGCAUUUGGUACCACCAUUAAUUGAGCUACCCAGCAGGUUCAGUUUGAGGCAUCAUGGAGAUUUCGAUCAGUUUAUUUGGAGUCUUAUUUGUUGUUUGUAUUUGCUCCUAGUCAGUGUUUGUUUGUUGUUGUGGUUGUGUCCUCGUCGUUCUAUGGGAAACUGCAUAUCCAGUUUGUUGUAUGCUCCAGGUCAGUAUUUCAAACUAUUGUUGUAUGUCAUCGUUGUUGUCGUCAGUUAACUUGCAGGCUGUUUUGGAACUCAUUUCAUCUAUAUGAAUUCUCAACUAUUUAGACUGCU
Molecule: messenger RNA, 1441 nt
Organism: Hordeum vulgare subsp. vulgare (domesticated barley)
Lineage: Eukaryota; Viridiplantae; Streptophyta; Magnoliopsida; Poales; Poaceae
Exons: 1
Coding region: 58-1164 (368 amino acids)
Source: RefSeq, a predicted model, not a curated record